UAUUCCGUACAGCCCAGGCAUGGAGGAGGGUGGGGGACGCAGGCCCGGCGUGUGUGCACCUGGUGUCGUAGUUGGGUCGGGGCGGCGGCGUGUGGUACCUUCCAGGACGGCUCGGGGCGCAGCCGGUGCGUUUGGUAUAUUCUACUGAGGGGCCUUUGACAGGCGGGGAGGAGAGAGGACUGAGUUCCGGUCGGGGAAGGCUUAUUUCCGGUCGGAAAAGGCACACUUCCGGCUGGGGACUGGCCGCGGCCUGGUCAUCGCGCCUCGUCUCCCGCCUGCUUUACCCUGGUCGCUGCGGCCGCGGCCCGCGCGUGGGAGCCGCUAUGAUCCUCCCGCGCCUCCUGCUUUGGCCCGCGUCUCCUGGCUGCAGCGGAGGAAACGCACUUCCGGCAACGUAGCGGAGGCUUCCGGGCCCCGAGCCAGUCCGUCACUUCCGGCGCUGGGCCCAGGCUCGGCGUCCGUGCAGGGAGGAGCGGGCGGGCCGGGCCGGGCCGGGCCGGGGCUGGGGCUCGCGCGGCCGCAGGAUGCAUAUCUAUUGAUGCUAAGGUAGUCUCAGAGAAUCAUCUUGGCUGUUAGGAAGCAUCAGAGACCUGUUAGUUUCCCCAGCACUCGGAAGGUGUUGGAGUCAAGUAAGGAGAUGAAGCACAGGGGAAUGUGAUAAAGGGAAUUGUAUUGAUAAGGGAGGAGUCAGGGUUUCUAUUCAGCCUCUCAGAAGAUUAAAGAGGAUGUUGCAUGAAAUAUAAAAAAAUGGAGUCAUGGCUACCACCAAUCCUCUGGAGAACUUGCAGGUGGAGGCGAGCUGCUCCGUGUGCCUGGAGUACUUGAAAGAUCCAGUCAUCAUAGACUGUGGCCACAACUUCUGCAGGGCCUGCAUCACCCGUUGGUGGGAGGAGCUGAACCGAGAUUUCCCCUGUCCUGUCUGCCGCAAGACUUUCCGCCACCGCACCUUGAAGCCCAACCGACAGUUGGGGAACAUGGUGGAGAUCGCCAAGCAGUUGCAGGCCACCAAGCGCAAGGUGCGGGAUGAGAGUCUGUGUGAGAAGCAUAAUGAGGUGCUCAACCUCUUCUGCAAGGAGGAUCAGGAGGCUGUCUGCCUAGUCUGUGAGAUUUCCCACGACCACCGCUCCCACACCGUGGUACCCCUGGAUGAUGCCUCCCUGGAGUACAAGGAGAAGCUGCAGCAGUGUCUGGAGCCACUAGAGCGGAAGCUGCAGGACAUUGCUAACUGCAAAUCCCGGGAGGAGAAGAAGCCUGGGGAGCUGAAGAGGAGGGUGGAGAACCGACGUCAACUCAUCAUCAGUGAGUUCGAGGAGCUGCACCAAUUCCUGGAGGAGGAGCAGCAGGUCCUGUUGCGGCACCUGGAGGAGGAGGAGAAGGAGAUCCUGCAGAAGCUGAAAGACAACGUGGCCCAACUGUCGGACCAGCGCCUCUCCCUCAACCGCCUCAUCACUGAAAUUGAGGAGAAGUGCCUGCAAUCAGGCAUAGAGAUGCUCAAGGACAUAAAGAGCACCCUGGAAAGGUGUGAAUUGGUCCAAACCAUGGAGCUGGCUUCAGUCCCCAUCGAGCUGGAGAAGAACUUCUGCAGCUUCCCCCGGCAGUACUUCGCUCUCCGGAAGAUCAUUAAGAGAUUGAUCGGGGAUGUGACACUUGACCCUGAAACAGCCCACCCCAACCUGGUACUCUCAGAAGACCGAAAGAGCGUCAAGUUUGUGGAUACCCGAUUGCGGGACCUACCUGACACCCCACGGCGCUUUACCAUCUACCCCUGCGUCCUGGCAGCUGAAGGCUUCACCUCAGGCCGUCACUACUGGGAGGUGGAGGUGGGUGACAAAACCCACUGGGCUCUGGGUGUGUGCAAAGACUCGGUGAGCCGCAAGGGUGAGCUGACGCCCCUGCCAGAGACAGGCUAUUGGCGUGUGCGGCUGUGGAAUGGGGACAAGUAUGCAGCCACCACCACCCCCUUUACCCCACUGUACCUACGUGUCAAGCCAAAGCGGAUCGGCGUUUUCCUGGACUAUGAGGCUGGGAAGGUCUCCUUUUACAAUGUCACUGACCGCUCCCACAUCUACACCUUCACUGACACUUUCACUGAGAAGAUCUGGCCCCUCUUCUAUCCAGGCAUCCGUGCGGGGCGCAAGAAUGCAGCUCCCCUCAUCAUCCGGUCUCCCACAGACUGGGAGUGAUGGGACGUAGGGCUCCUGGGGCAGGCACAUCAGCUUGCUGGACUACCAACGGCAGGGUGUGGGUUGUAUCAGUCUAUAUGGACUUGUGGAGGGGGAAUCAUGCCACCCCUUCCUCCACCCCAUCAGAUGUGGUGGAGAUGCAUAUUGAGCCCAACCUUGCAAACUAGGAGCCUUGGGUUGCUGUGGCCCUCCAUGGAUUGGCAAUCACCCUGAGAGUUUGGAUCUUGUUUCUCCCAUUCACUGGGCCUUGGAUGGGGGUAUAGUGCUGACUGCCUUCCAAGAGGCCCUGCAGGUUACCAUGGACUGGGGAAUGCUGGUAAGGAGCCAGAAUGGAUCACAGACUCCCUUUUGUCCUAUAAAUAAUAUAUGGGGCAGGGGGAGGGAGGGUGAAAUCCCACAGUUCUCCCACUCUAGACCCUCCUCCCCAGGUGGGCUGUUCUGAGAUGACAGGAAGUCUUGGCCCAAACACAUGGGAUAGAUCAAUUUUGGGCUUCCUCUGGGCCAGGUGUGAGCAGAGCCAGGGAUUAUAUCCUGCACAAGCUGUCUGGGACACUGAGGAAAAAAGAAACUCCAGACUCUCCUUUUCCUCCUCUUGAUUAUCCAUUGAGACCCAUUAUCCCUGCAGCAGUGCUGGCAGACCACAAAGAUUAACCAUCUAGUCUUCUGCCACACCUCCCUGCCAGACCUGAGAACAGAACCAAGAGUCCUGUCUCUCUUCAGUUUGGUACAACCACUAGGUGGUCCUGCCUCCAGGUGGGGAAUAGGUUGUGGCCCUCAGGGUCCAAAAGACUCUUUCUGUCCAGAACACAAGAAAGAGGUGGCAGACUUGGAAAGGACUUACCCAGAGCUGUUCUAAUGCAACACAAUUUUUAUGAGAUCCAGAUGGAAACAGGAGCCAAAAUAUUAGGUGUUCUACAUACACCCAUACUCUCAUACUAUUUUUUACUACAUUUUUCUGUGCAUUCUUACACUGUUCUUGACACCUUUUUCCUCUUCAACAAAGUUUGCAAGUGCUUGCUUUGCCUUCCAGUGAUCUCAGUUGCUAUGCAGUCCCUGGCAGUAAUGGACACUAGCAAUUUUUAUGGUUAUAGGCAGAGAUAUGGAAGCCCAUUAUAAUCCUGUGUUGUCUGUAAGAGGCCUUGUUUGGUGCCAUUCCUCCCCACUAGUAUUAUCCCUAGCAGCAUAAUCUGUGAGGGACUUAACCCUGGUAGUGGAAGAUCGGAUGUCCCAUCUUGUCCCUUUUAGCCAGGGUGGCCUUAUUGGAGGAGGAGAAAGCAGUGCAUUGUGGAACCUUGAAGGACUUUCUAGCAACCCCUCAUUUUCCCUGGGCAGCAUUUCUCUCAUGGAGGAAUUAUGGGGUAGUCCCAAGGGAACUGUGGGAUUGGGUAGGACAAUGGGAGCCUUGAGAGCUUUCUUCUCCCAUUUGAAGCUGUUUGCAAUUCUCUGGGUUAUGGAAACUACCAGGAGCUCUGGGAUGCUUAUGUAACACUCUUCCUCUGGAGCUUUUUAAAGAGGAGAGGGGACCAUGGGAUGAAAAUAAAACAAUGCAGGAACAGCACAGAUGCUGUCUCCACAAGUUCAUGCAAUGGUGGGGAAAGGACCACCCACAGGGAACAGACAAUUUGAGCGUAUGGGGAGUACCCCGUAACUCUGUUGGAUUCAGGCCCCCUGUUUAAUCGGUGAACCCAAGAGUAAGUGGCCGUGCAGACCCUGAACCCAAUCCUUCCCAACUCUUCACAGCUGUGUCCCCAGUAAGUCCCCUACCCCAUUCCACUGUCACAGCUGAUUCUUGAUUAUUAGCAUCUAUGCACUCAAGUGUUGUACUGGGGAAGUUUGCCUCUUAUCAGACCCAGAGUGGAGUUACCAGAAGACCAGAGUUAGAGUUAAAACACAGGCCUGCAACAGAGUCCAGUAUCUGAGGUGACAGAAGAGCUGGGGGUGGCAGUCCAUCUCGCCAGACAAGAAAAUAAGUCAGAUAUGCUUGGAGCUGGGAGGCUUCUCCCUCUCUCCCAACAUAGGGGUGCAGGCAGAGGUUUUGAGAGAUGGUUCAGCUCCCUCAGCCACACCCCACCCAUGGGAGCUGGCUUUUGUUAUCCACCACACCCCAAGGGGAGAGGGGGGCAAGCUUAGGAUAAAAGUGCCUUCUGGGCCCAAUCCCAGCCCACCGGAUAGGGCCAGAAAGCUGAACCCCUGGUCAUGUGAAGUUUGGGAAUCUAGUUAGUGUUUGGCCAGCGCUCUACCCAGUCCACUCCAGACCAGAUGAUUUUGCUCUUUUCUUCAAGAGCAGGUUACCAGUAGCAGAUGGUGACCCAAAACAGCUAUUCUUUCAGUAAAAACCAUGCAUCAGAUGCUAUUCAACCCACCGGGCACCUUUAAACGCAAUCCUACCUAACCCUAAAACUGAAUUAAUGCACCUACUUCUGUUAUGUGCCUUUAACUUAACUUUAUGCCUAAGUCACAGAAAUAUGUGAGAAUGCUUAGCUGCCUAAUAAGGGGCCAGGAUCUAGCCUUUUGUAUCUAUACUUGAACCACUUCAUCAACAUGGGAAUACCAGCAAAGCAUUCCUAGCGGAAGUGUAGCUGUAACUGGCUGAACUUUGCUUUGUAAUGAAACGCAUAUGGCAAAAGCAGCUCUUGCAGCGAACACGUAGUUUGGCAGUGUGAUUUAAUCAUAGAUUCUAGGGUCGGAAGGGACCUCAAUGGGCCAUUUAGUCUGACCCCCUGCCCCUGGCAGGCAAGAAAAGGGUCACCAAACCUGGGAUCAUGUGCUCCCAGCCAGGUGCCUGUCCAGUCUCCGCUUGAAGACCCCCAAGGAUGGGGCGAGCACCACCUCCCUUGGAAGCCCCUUCCAGAUCCUGGCAACCCUGACUGAAGACCUUUUUUCUAAUGUCCAGUCUAAACCUACACUCCAGUAGUUUAUGGCCAUUGUUCCUUGUUGUUCCAGAGGAUGUCCUGGUAAACAGAUCAUCGCCUAAUUCAUGUUGCUUUCCCCUGAUUAAUUUGUACGCUGCCACAAGGUCCCCUCUCAGCCUUCUCUUGGAGAGGUUGAAGAGGUUAAGGUUCCUUAGCCUGUCCUCGUAGGGCCUUCCCUGCAGGCCUCCAAUCAGAGGAGUGGCUCUUUGGACCCUCUCCAGGUUGUCCGCAUCCCACUUGAACUGCGGCAUCCAGAACUGGACUUCAGGCCACAGCUGGAGGGAGAAUCACCUCCCUGGACCUGUUUGUGAAGCACCUAUGGAUGCACAACAAGGUGCGAUUGGCUUUGCCAUCUACUUCAUCACAUUGACGACUCAUGUUCAUCCUGGAGUCAUCUUCACUAGGGACUUGAGAUUGCACCUCUCCACUCCUGAUCUACACAGCUGGUAUCAGGGUUGCUAAAACAUAGAUUCUAAUCCAUAUGCCAGUUACUGGGCUCCAAGCCAGAUGUUAGGUAAAGUUCAUUUUCCGGUAGUAGCUAGAGUAGAGAUCGAGGCCAGAUUCAACGUGCUGCUCCUGUAACAGUCUGUGCCCCAACUGCUUCCAAUAUCAAUAGACAAGAUAAAAGGGUGAGAGAGCAAUCAGGGAAAGAGAACAAGCCAGGAGUCACUCAACAUGGCAUAGACAGAGCUGGGAAUAGAAUUCAGGUGUUGGGAAUUCCAGGGAGUCAUGUCUGCUAGGUGGUACCACCUCUUAAACCAGGACCGUCUGCCCUCCAGGCACUCUACAGAAAACCGUCCUUCAUCUAAAGCAGUGGUUCUCAACCUUUUUUGUACCAGGACCCAUUUGCGAAGAUCGAUGGUUUGUCCUGACCUGCACCCCCAGCUUCCUCUGUCCUGCUUGGGCCAGAGGGUGAGCAGUGAGUACUGCCCCCAUCCCAUCCCAUCCCCACCAGCAGUGAGUGCGGGCCUCUGCAUGGCAGCAGCCCCUUGCUGCUAGCCUAGUCAUACUGCUCCCCACCGCGAAGGACCGCAGUGCCAUGCCUGGCUGGCACAUAUGUGCGCGCAUGCAUGUACACCCCUGCCCUCCCCCAGUUCUCCAGACAGUCCCCUGGACUUCCAUCCCCUGCUCCCUUUACACUUAGCUGCAUCCAGUGGGUGGGGCUGCUCCCAUGAUUUGGCCUCGCUGUAUGCCGGCCAUGCAUCUGUGUGUGCAGAUGCACGUGCGCCCACUGCCUCCAAUUGUUCCAUGCAUCCACUUGCAGGCUAGAAAGCUGCCAGCCUUCAGGGGAAACCUGCACUUCCACAGUUUUUUUCUGGGACUUCCUCAUGACCCUUUCAGAUAUUCUUGCAGUCCAUUUUUGGGUCGCAACCCACUGGUUGAGAAAUGCUGAUCUAAAGAACAUGCAGCAGGAGAGGUGAAGGCAGCCAUCACUAGUACAGCAGAGUUAACAGCAGCACUGCAGAGUACUUGCCCACUGAGGGCUGAAAUGCAGCCACCUCUAGAGUGGGACAUGGCAACUCCUUUCAGUGUUGAUAGACCAGGUAUCAUUUCAGGAAAGGGGAUUUUUACAACAGCCAGGGUGCCUGUGUUUGUAUCUUCUGUUCCUUCAAGGAGUGGGGAGGAUAAGUGGUCCCUGUUCAUAGGUGAGAGAGGUGUGUGUAGCAAGCAAACCAGAGACUCAAGCUUAGAGCAUUGAAUUCUCCUUGAACAUGCCUCUUCCAGGAAAAAACAGCAACUAGAGAGCCUAGGCUGGGUGAGGGACUUUCCUGGCUUGUGGCAGCAGGGAAUGGGAUAUAGACUCUUUCCCUUCCAGGGCCACUGGCUCUAGCUUCAGCUAUCUAAAGUCAAAAUGUGUCCCAUCUGGAGGCUACUACAUUCCCAUCACCUUCCUCACCAGCAGCAAUCAGGUCCUAUAUGGGCAGCCACAGCUGGGUGCAUGGGGUGAGGCUGUGAUGGGCUGUGUAGCUUCAGCCCCCUGAAGUAGGACACCUCCAGAUGUUGAGCAGAAGUCUAUGCCCCAUGGGGGCCACUGCAUGUGCUAGGAAGGAGCUCUCCCUUCCAAAAUGUGAGGGUUAAUGUCUGCACUGCUCUUGUUCCUAGCUGUUUGCGUUGGAACCUGUCUCUGUGGCUUGUAUCAUAUAAUGUCCUACAGCUAUCAUCAAUAAACUUAUUUCUUAGA
Messenger RNA from Alligator mississippiensis (American alligator), 7277 nucleotides. It is a transcript of the gene TRIM39, whose product is annotated as tripartite motif containing 39. Gene Ontology annotation, molecular function: zinc ion binding; protein binding. NCBI's taxonomy places the organism in Eukaryota, Metazoa, Chordata, Crocodylia, Alligatoridae. The transcript is spliced from 9 exons. Bases 756 to 2183 code for a protein of 475 amino acids. The record is from RefSeq and is a predicted model, not a curated record.